AUGGAGGUGUUGCAGCAAACACUUGUAGGAACAGCUGCUCAACCAGAAGACACAUUAACAUAUGCCUCAAUUUCAAUUUCUGGCAUUGACACUGCUUGCUGUAAUGACUUGCUUGUGCAAACUAAUUUGAAGCUAGAAAUAGUUGACUACAAAGCCCCCCAAAGUACAAAAAAGAUUAAGCCAUAUAGCUGGACAAAGGACCAAGAAAGUGCACAAAUUGAUAGAUGCCUUAAUUGGAUGGCAACAUCUAUCUCUCUUCCUGAUGGACUUGCAUUCAAUAACCUUUCAUCCAAACAUGAUGCUCUUAGUCUCCCCACUGGGUCAUAUCUUAAUUUUACAGUCAAAGGAACAGCUGAUGCAUUGAUUACAGAUAAACAUUUUGUUGGUGAUACAAUGGCCAUUACAAAUGCUCAAAUAGUUUUCAAACUCAAAAAGUAG
Paraglomus brasilianum is the source of this 438-nucleotide messenger RNA. The record is from the annotation of a GenBank genome assembly. NCBI's taxonomy places the organism in Eukaryota, Fungi, Glomeromycota, Glomeromycetes, Paraglomerales, Paraglomeraceae.